CUGCUGGCUGGCCCGCUCUAGUCCGUGCGCGCGCCCCUGGAGAAAGGCGGAAGCGGAAGUCGGGGGCGCGCCGGCUCGGAGCUGGAGUGCCGCGGCGUCGGAUCGGCUUCGGGGUCGCCAUGGGGCGCGGCAGCGGCACCUUCGAGCGUUUGCUAGACAAAGCAACCAGUCACCUUCUACUGGAGACCGACUGGGAGUCCAUCCUGCAGAUCUGUGAUCUGAUCCGCCAGGGGGACACACAAGCAAAAUAUGCUGUUAGUUCCAUCAAGAAGAAAGUCAAUGAUAAGAACCCGCAUGUGGCCUUGUACGCCCUAGAGGUCAUGGAGUCUGUGGUGAAGAACUGUGGGCAAACAGUGCACGACGAGGUGGCCAACAAGCAGACCAUGGAGGAGCUCAAGGAGCUGCUCAAGCGGCAGGUGGAAGUCAGUGUGCGCAGCAAGAUCCUCUACCUGAUCCAGGCCUGGGCACAUGCUUUCCGCAACGAGCCCAAGUACAAGGUGGUGCAGGACACCUACCAGAUCCUGAAGGUGGAAGGACACGUCUUCCCAGAGUUCAAAGAGAGCGAUGCCAUGUUUGCUGCAGAAAGAGCUCCCGACUGGGUGGAUGCUGAAGAGUGUCACCGCUGCAGGGUACAAUUUGGGGUGGUGACUCGCAAGCACCACUGCCGUGCGUGCGGCCAGAUCUUCUGCGGCAAGUGCUCCUCCAAGUACUCCACUAUCCCCAAGUUUGGCAUCGAGAAGGAGGUGCGUGUUUGCGAGCCCUGCUACGAGCAGCUGAACAAGAAGUCAGAAGGGAAGGCUGCCUCCACCACUGAGCUGCCCCCGGAAUACCUGACCAGCCCCCUGUCCCAGCAGUCCCAGCUACCCCCCAAGAGGGAUGAGACAGCUCUCCAGGAGGAAGAGGAGCUGCAGCUGGCAUUGGCCCUGUCGCAGUCAGAGGCUGAGGAGAAGGAGAGGAUGAGACAGAAGUCCACUUAUGCCACAUACCCCAAGGCCGAGCCAGCCCCUGUGGCCUCGUCUGCGCCCCCAGCUAGCAGCCUGUACUCCUCGCCUGUGAACUCGUCAGCGCCCCUGGCUGAGGACAUUGACCCAGAGCUCGCCAGGUACCUCAACCGCAACUACUGGGAAAAGAAGCAGGAGGAUGCCCGCAGGAGCCCCACACCAUCUGCACCUGCACCCAUGACAGAGCCUACCACCCAGCCUGGGGAGGGGCACACGGCCCCCACUGCCACACUGGAGACCUCCCUUCCAGAAGUGGACUCCCAGCCCAUGACUUCCUCCAGUGGCCCCUAUAGUGAGCAAUACCAGAAUGGGGAGUCUGAGGAGAGCCAUGAGCAGUUCCUGAAGGCCUUGCAGAAUGCUGUCACCACCUUCGUCAAUCGCAUGAAGAGCAACCACGUCCGAGGCCGCAGCAUCACCAAUGACUCGGCUGUGCUCUCGCUCUUCCAGUCCAUCAAUGGCAUGCACCCCCAGCUCCUCGAGCUGCUCAACCAUCUGGAUGAGCGCAGGCUGUACUAUGAGGGGCUGCAGGACAAGCUGGCACAGAUCCGCGAUGCCCGAGGGGCCCUCAGCGCCCUGCGGGAGGAGCACCGGGAGAAACUGCGCAGGGCUGCCGAGGAGGCCGAGCGCCAGCGCCAGAUCCAACUGGCUCAGAAGCUGGAGAUCAUGCGGCAGAAGAAGCAGGAAUACCUGGAGGUGCAGAGGCAGCUGGCCAUCCAGCGGCUACAGGAGCAAGAAAAGGAGCGGCAGAUGCGCCUGGAGCAACAGAAGCAGACCAUCCAGAUGCGGGCCCAAAUGCCAGCCUUCUCGCUGCCCUAUGCCCAGCUCCAGGCCAUGCCUGCGGCAGGGGGCGUGCUGUACCAGCCCUCGGGUCCCACAACCUACCCAGGUACCUUCAGCCCGGCCAGCUCAGUGGAAGGCUCCCCCAUGCACACCCUGUACAUGAGCCAGCCCGCCGCAGCCGCCAGUGGCCCCUACCCUAGCAUGCCUGCUGCUGGAGCAGACCCCAGCAUGGUGAGUGCCUACAUGUACCCUGCGGGAGCCACCACUGCCCAAGCUGCCCCACAGGGCCCCACUGGACCCACAGCCAGCCCAGCAUACUCGUCCUACCAGCCCACUCCCACACAGGCCUACCAGACUGUGGCCUCACAGGCCCCGCAGAGCCUCCCGGCCAUGCCCCAGCCCCCACAGUCUGGUGCCAUGGGCUACCUGGGGAGCCAGUCUGUAUCCAUGAGCUACCAGCCUUACAGCAUGCAGAAUCUCAUGACCACCCUCCCCAGCCAAGACACAUCGAUGCAGCCUGCACAGCAGGCCUACAUCACUGCGCAGCAGCCCCUGUACCAGCAGGUGGCACCCUCUGGUGGCCCGCCGCAGCAGCAACCCACCAUGGCCCAGCAGGCCCCUGCACCGGGGCCACCCGUCCACAGCAGCGAAGCCCAACUCAUCUCCUUUGAUUAAUUGACCUGGGCAGGACAUGUUCUCACAGUAACACUACGCUUCCAACACCACCUCCGUCUCUAACUGGCAUCAUCCUCCCUCCUGGCUCUCUUACUCUCUGUGGUGUGUCCUGUCACCCCACCCUCCUCUCUCCUCUCUCUGUCCUUGCCUGCUGGCUCUGUGUUCUGGUCACUGGCUCCUGCUUGGCUCCCUGGCUUGGCCUCUCUCCCCAGGGCCAAGCCUCAGGGAUGAAGGUGGGAGGGAAGCCCAACCCAGGACUGGGUCUGCCGAGGGCCAAUUGAGGGAGUCCCUCUGCCCAGUUCCACCUGCGUCUUCCUACUCCCACCUGUGAGACCUUGGGGUCCGUGGACUGUGACCGGUGUGAGCACUCCUGAGCCCUCCCGCAUGGCCCCUAGGCUGCCGGCUGUCAGCAGGGAUGCCUCCAACCCUCACAGCAGAGGGCAGGGAUUGCCUCCAGCUUCUCCAGCUUCUGAGCUGCCAUCUUCCUCAGUGCCCCAAGUAGAUGGAGUGAAGCAGUGACAAUAAAUUGUCUUUCAACAAGUA
Erinaceus europaeus (western European hedgehog) is the source of this 2999-nucleotide messenger RNA. RefSeq names its product hepatocyte growth factor-regulated tyrosine kinase substrate (gene HGS). The record is from RefSeq and is a predicted model, not a curated record. Bases 120 to 2456 code for a protein of 778 amino acids. NCBI's taxonomy places the organism in Eukaryota, Metazoa, Chordata, Mammalia, Eulipotyphla, Erinaceidae. Gene Ontology annotation, molecular function: ubiquitin binding; phosphatidylinositol binding; metal ion binding. The transcript has 22 exons.